Messenger RNA from Hyaloscypha bicolor E, 8021 nucleotides. Its product is annotated as HEAT repeat protein-like protein. Gene Ontology annotation, cellular component: 90S preribosome; nucleolus; small-subunit processome. The transcript is spliced from 2 exons. Bases 23 to 7906 code for a protein of 2627 amino acids. NCBI's taxonomy places the organism in Eukaryota, Fungi, Ascomycota, Leotiomycetes, Helotiales, Hyaloscyphaceae. The record is from RefSeq and is a predicted model, not a curated record.
GUUCACGAAAAACCAAUUCAACAUGCCGGCCAAUGCCUCAGGUCGGAUUAUCAAGACUCGAAGGGUGAAGAAAGGCACUGCCCACCACAAAAAUCACCGAUGGGAAUCAUUCACCACAAAAAUCUCGAAGUUAAACUCGCUCGACCCGAUACGAAGAGUUCGCCGCCAUGAUAUCGACGCCGAAGACCUCUCUACGAAUACAUCAUAUUUUAGGACGGGAUUGGAGAAAUGGCAGGAACUUAAUAUGUCGGAGGGCUUUAUCAGCUUCACCCAAGAUGUCCUCCCAAUGUGCGACAGCCUACCACAAAUUCUACAUUUCGAGGACAAGAUUAUGGAAAUAUUGGUCACAUAUCUUGAGAAGAAGCAGAGAGAGUCUGUGGAACCUUUGCUGGAGUUGAUGACAGAUUUUGCACAUGAUUUGGGACCGCGAUUUGAAAGGCAUUUUUCGAAUGCGUUGGAACUCAUUACCUCGAUAGCAGGUAUGCCUCAAGAUGUGGAAGUCAUUGAAUGGAGUUUUACGAGCCUGGCAUUUCUUUUCAAGUAUCUGUCGAAGCUUGUCGUGCCAGAUCUUCGUCCUACAUAUGAUUUAAUGGCCCCUCUGUUGGGAAAGCACCGACAACGACCCCACAUUGCACGCUUUGCGGGAGAGGCUAUGAGUUUCUUGGUCAAAAAAGCAGGAGCACCUGGACAAAGAGAGAACGCUCUGCCUCUUAUUAUGAAACAUGCAAAAGCAGAUCUUGAUAGCAUGUUGGGCACAAAAGAGUUUGGAUUGUACUAUCACGGGUUAAUGACUAUGUUCGCGGAAGCUAUGAAAGGGAACGGACUGAGCUUACAUACUACUGGACCUUCGAUUUUCCGUGCCUUGGUAUUGGCCCUUGACAAAAAGGACUUAGGCUUGAAAGAGCCUUCAGCAUGGAUGAACGUCGUCUGCGGAGUUUUGACCAGCAUGGUUCAUCACAGCAGUUCGGACACUUUCGGAGAACUGCUCGGAACUGUCAUCGAGCUUACAAAUUCCUCAGUUGAAUCGUUCGUAGAGUCAAAGGAAGCGAGUGCUUGCCGUUCUCUGCUUCUUUCCUCGCGGAUGAUUGGCAUUGUGGCAGGAGUUCGAAAAGGUUCCCGGAUCAGCGAUUGGCCAGGGCUUCUCAAAGCAUUGUCAAAUGUUUUGAAGGUUGUAUCCAAGCACUCAGGUUUUGUUAUACAACAUGAAGUUGAUCUGGAUAUUUGGAAUGGCCUGAUACAUAGCGUUGCCAUCACCCUCCAGUACGCCCCCAUGGAUGCCAUGAUCCCUUUCAUUUCAACGUUUAUGGACUCUUUGACCAAGGAGCCUUUGGCGAAAUGGUUCCUCACACUUUGCUCGUACAUCUCUGAUGCGGAACCGGAAAGAUUUAAAAGCAUCGUUUUACCCUAUUUUCAACGAUUCAUUGUUGCGCAUUGGUCGGAUGCAGAUAAUGGAGACACCUUAUCCGUCAUGUUACCAAAAAUGGUGUCUUCUGGGGUACUUCCAAGUAGAUAUGGGAAAGAUGGAUUUACGCUACCCCAGUCCUGGCAGGAUCAAAUUGUCAGCAAGUUUGAACGUCUAGAAGUGUCUCCUUUUCCGGAACAGGCUUCACCUGCCGUGUACGACCGCAGUCCAGCCACUUGGCAUGAUCGUUGUUUGCCGAAGUACAAUGCUCUGCUCGAGGUUCUUAAUAGCACAGUCGUGCAUCCAUCGACAAAUGCGAGAAUAGCGGAAAUCCUUCUUCGCAAACUUAAGCUCGCUCUACGACCUUCCUCCUCCCUUGCUCCAGAAGAGGCCAAUUUCAUUGUUGGCCGAGGCUUCAGCGCCUUUUCAAGGAUGACCAAAGGGGCAGGUGAGGUGGACCGAUCAUUAGAGCCACUGCUACGAGCAGCUGCUCCACGAUACGCCCGGGUACCAAAUUUUCUAGAAGCUCUGCUGGAUUAUGAGACGAGUCUCAAGGCAUUUCCAACUCCAAACACAGAAUCGUCCAUCAACAACUCAGAUUCCGAAAUCGAUUCCGACCUCCUAACUUUCUCUCUGAUAUCAAAUCUCUCUACCGCGUCUCACGAUCUACGACUUCUUUCUUUACGGCUCCUGGAUCAUAUCUAUGCCGUCAAUCACGGUUCAAGCUCCGAGGCGCUAUCCGCAAUGAUCAUGAUUGAGCAAACGCCGCUUGACUUGCAAACCGCACGCACUGCCUCGAUGCAUAUCCGAAAGCUCGCGACGCUGUACCCCAGCCAGGCACCAAAAUCGUGGCUUAAACAAGCGAUCCCUGCAUUUUGCUUUGGCAUGCUUACUGUCAAAUUUGCUCAAGUUUGGGAAGACGCAUCGGCGUCAUUGAAGCAAAUAGCAGAAUCGAAAGACGGUGAAGAAGCUGUUACUAGGCUUGCCUUCGAGUGGCUCGAGGAACCUUCGAUGGCAUGGGAUGGUGCCGGCCGGAAUGUCGAGCAGCUACACAACAACGGGCUGACAGAUUUCGAAUGCUCUAAUCUCAUGAAAUUGGAUGAGUUGGCGAAAGAUGCGCAAUCACAAGUUACCAAUGCACGGGAUACGAUGCUUCACAAUUUUGCUACUGCUCAGGAACUUGUGUCUGCCCGGCCGACCUCAGCGAGAGCGCAAGCCCUUCGAGUACUCUCUGCUGCUCCAGGAAUAGCUGAGAAGCGCUCUCGUCAGCUUGUUCCCAUGUUCCUCUCAUGGGCUGGACGUGCAGGUGACGAAAUGGAGCAGACCGAUGAGGAUAAUGAACCUGUCGUAAGUGACUGGACAAGGAAAGACCAGAAAGCUCAGCUUGAUCUAUUUGGACUUUUCUUGAAUACGAAGACGCUCUUCAAAGCAGACGAAGUCUACAAUGCGCUUCUUCAACUCCUUGCCAACGGUGAUAUCGAAAUUCAGAAAUCAGCACUGAAGGCCAUGUUCACGUGGAAAAAUUCAAGCAUAAAGCCUUACGAGGAAAAUCUGCUCAAUCUGCUGGAUGAGGCAAGAUUCAAGGAUGAGAUAGCUAUCCUACUUCAAGGCGACACUUUAGUUCAGCAUGAACACCGCGAAAGUUUGAUGCCCGUACUGUUGAGACUUCUUUAUGGCCGGUCGAUUUCUCGGAAAGGUGCAGCAAGUGGGAGAGCGGGGAUGGAAGCUCGAAGGCUGACGAUUUUGCGGAAUCUUGCCCUCGAAGAUAUUGGAGGGUUCUUGGACAUCGCACUUGGCGAGCUGAGAGACAUCUCUCUGAUACAAAAUGUUCUGCUUCAAGAUUUCAUAUUCGAGAAAGAAAUUUUGAGCGCCAGGAAGCAGGUCGGAUUCGUCCAUAUGAUGCAGGGCGUACUGAAGGAGCUUGGCACUAAAAUCACGCCUUUUACGAUGAAAUUGUUGGAUCCAGUGCUUUAUUGCAUCGUUCGUGCGUCACGACAGUUGGAAGAUGACCACCAGGAGAUCGAGCAAACAGAUGAUCAGACCAGUCAGACGUCUUUGCUCAAAGUUGUCCGCCAGACUGGCUUGAAGUGUCUAAUUCUUCUCUUCACGAAUGCUCUAGAAUUUGAAUGGCUGCCCUACAUCAACACAAUCAACAAAGAAAUUAUCUCACCUCGACUUGACAAUCUUCCGAUUGAGACUGCUCAAGGCGUGUCAGUCAUCCUCAAAUUGAUCUCAACGUGGUCUGCCUCAGAGAAGAUGGCCCUCUUCAUGGGUUGCAACAAACAGGUUCUACCCAAAGUCGCUGAAUGUUUGGCACCUCAGAAAUCGAAAGAUGAAGUGAAGUUAUUUGCCUUGAAUAUCAUCAAGAAUGUUGUCAAAUUGGCUCAGCAAGAUGUCUAUGGCGAGAUUGCAGGAAAGGUCAUGGAAGAACUGCUCACACCCAAUAUGGACCAAUUUUUGAUUCAAAUUGGUGGUGUCCUUCGAGGCCAACAUGAUAUAAGCAAAGAUCUCCUUGAAGCUUCUGUGGAAACAGUAUCCGAGCUUGCGCCAUUUGUCACAACUUCAUCUCAGGCUAGGAACCUGGUAGAUGUCUCAAUUUUUUUACUCGAUCAACCUUCACGCCGUGUUAGUCCCAAAACUAAAGGUGGUUUACUACUCGCUCUUGAACACUUUGUCCCGCUAUAUGAGCUGCAAAACGACGACAAUCUAAAGGAGAAAGUUUUCAACACUGUCACCUCGCUAUUCGGAUUCUUCAAGGACAAACAAUCACGUGAGGUACUAUCUCGAGUUCUCAUGGUCUACUCGCAAAAGGAUCCUGUGAUCGGUGACGUUGCUGGACUCUGCGUUGACCUGAAUUCGUUUGUGGAAGGGCGCCUCGAUGAGCCUGAUUAUGAUCGACGACUGAAGGCAUUCAACAGUAUCAAUACACCAAGAGAGACUUCUUUCACGGCUCGCCAAUGGACCCCUUUGCUGUUCAAUAUGCUCUAUUAUAUUCGGCAUGACGAGGAAUUCGGAAUUCUAUCCUCAAACUCCUCUGAUGGAAUCUGUCAAUUCGUCAAUACAGCUGGCAAAGCCGACGAGGAGUCAGAACAAACAGCUUUCAAGAAUAUGCUUUCGUCGAUUCUCAUGCCAGCCCUCUUUACAGGGGCUCGAGAACCAUCGGAAGUAAUUCGGCGAGAAUAUUUGAAGGUUAUGGCCCAUCUUGUCCGCAUAUUUCCUACAUGGUCAGAAGUCAGCGAUAUGCAUGGUCUCCUCGCUGGGGAGGAUGAACUCGAGUCAUCCUUCUUCAAUAAUAUCUUGACAGCUGGGAAGGGUCGGCAAUCUGGUGCACUCGGACAAUUGUCUGCAGCUGCAGAAAGAGGGGAGCUUACUGGCAAGAAUGUCGGCCACUUCUUUAUCCCGGCUAUCGAGCAUUUUAUUUUUGAUCGGGCUGAGGGGAAUGAUGCGCACAAUCUUGCUGCUGAAGCCACAACAACUGUUGGGAUCCUUGCAGGUUCCUUGGAAUGGCCUCAAUAUAGGGCAAUGCUCCGACGGUUUAUCGGUUAUAUUGAAGCAAAGCCAGAACUCGAGAAGCAGAUUAUCCGUUUGCUUGGCAAAGUCAUCGAUGCCCUGGCUCUUGCAGCACUAGAACCAUCUGAACCUGGCACAGAAGCAGCACCGAAGAAAGCAAGCACAUUGGCAAGGACGAUGCCAAAGCAGCAGAAGCUUGCCGACGACCUCACGUUAAACAUUUUGCCACCUCUUACUGUUUAUCUUCAUGACAAAGAUGAAUCGACCGUCAGUCUACGAGUUCCAGUCGCCAUCAUCAUUGUCAGGCUUCUCAAACUUCUGCCUCCAGAACAGUUGAAUGAAAGGUUGCCCGCUGUCUUGACGGACAUUUGCCACAUUUUGAGAAGUAAAGCACAGGAGUCUCGGGAUAUGACGCGGGAUACACUGACCAAGAUAUGUGUGCUGCUCGGCCCGUCGUGCUUUGGCUUUGUUCUCAAGGAGUUGCGUGGUGCUUUAGCUCGAGGUUACCAACUCCACGUCCUCUCGUAUACCAUGCAUUCGAUUCUCGUUGCCACGACUCCAGAAUACGCCCCUGGAGAUUUGGACUACUGCCUCCCAUCAAUAGUAGCCAUUAUCAUGGAUGAUAUCUUUGGCGCUACUGGCCAGGAGAAGGAUGCAGAAGAGUAUGUGAGCAAGAUGAAGGAAGUUAAGAGCAGCAAAAGUCACGAUUCGAUGGAGUUGAUUGCCAGGACAGCUACUUUAAGUCGACUGACAGACCUUGUACGACCGAUUCAAGUCCUGCUAAAGGAGAAACUCAAUCUACGAAUGGUGAGAAAGAUUGACGAGCUUCUGAAUCGAAUUUGCAAUGGCUUGCUCAAGAAUUCAGCUGCCCAAAGCCGAGAUAGCUUGAUAUUCUGCUACGAAGUCAUCCAAGAUGUCUACAAUAGCGAAAAGCCCCAAGAGAAAGUGAAAGAUGAUUACCGAUUGAAGAAGUACCUUAUCCAGAAGGGCGCUAAAAGGGCUGGCGAGAGAGGAAGCACGACUGUCUACACCUACAAACUGGUGCGAUUUGCCUUCGACGUCCUCAGAUCGGUUCUGAAGAAAUGCGACAAUCUAAGAACCGCGAGCAACUUGGCGGGUUUCAUUCCUAUACUUGGCGAUGCUGUGGUCCAGGCCGAGGACGAAGUGAAAGUUGCUGCCUUCCGCCUGCUCACUACUAUUGUCAAAGUACCAUUAAAAGUUGCCAGCGACGGCACAAACCUUUACCGAGUCGCCGCUGCCGAAGCUACAAAGUCUAUUUCUGCAAAUUUAUCAACUGCUGCCGACGUAUCACAAGGUGCCUUGAAGCUGAUCUCAGUUGUACUUCGAGAUAGGCCAGACGUACCAGUCAAGGAUACCGCUGUCGACGAAUUGCUGUCAAGACUCAAAGAUGACUUGACUGAGCCUGAGCGCCGUCAUGUGACGUUCAAUUUCCUACGAGCAGUCUUGGAUUCCAAAGUCGAGACCGCCGUGGUCUAUGAUACUCUUGAUUACGUUGGCACUGUGAUGGUCACGAAUCCGGAUAAGGAUACGCGAGAUCUAGCUCGUGGAGCAUACUUCCAAUUCCUUCGAGAUUAUCCACAGAAGAAAAAUCGAUGGUCAAAGCAGCUUGCAUUCAUCAUUGCAAACCUGAAGUAUGAGCAAGAAGGAGGACGAUUGUCAAUUCUCGAAGUCAUCCAUCUUCUGCUUUCCAAGUCAUCGGAUGAGUUCGUUCAAGAAGUCUCUGCGACAAUGUUUGUGCCUUUGAUAUUUGUUCUCGCCAACGAUGACGGCGAGAAGUGCCGCAUGGCAGCCGGCGAGGUUAUCAAACAGAUAUUCAAGAAAGCUGACGAAGAACGACUAAAUAAUUUCCUGGCUCUCCUUCGGUCUUGGAUCAAGGAAAGCGACAACCCAUCAGUGGUGAGACUGUCACUCCAGAUCUACGGAUUUUAUUACGACUCGCACGAUACUGAUGACAGCGAUGUGGCAAUCCUUCUGGACUGCAUUCAAUCUACCAUCAAUACUGCAGAGAAUAGCGACUCGGACUGGGAGCAGAUCUACGCCGCACUUCAAUUAGCCUCUAUCCUGGUCCAGAAAUUCCCUGACACUCUCCUCUCACCAAAGACAAAAGGCCUCUGGUCCGCGAUCCGAGUUUGCCUCUCAUACCCUCAUGCAUGGGUCAAGCUCUCCGCUGCCCGCCUUACUGGCAGCUUCUUCGCAGAUUUCGCACGAACAAACAUGGAGUCUGGCCUCGAAGGUCUCCCACUCAAAGGAUCUGGUGGUCUCAAACUCCGUGAUGACGACAUCAGGGACUUAAUCCGUCGCACGGCACAUAUGUUCAAGACGCCCGGUCUCACGCAGCUCCUUGCAGAUGAAAUCGUGAAGAAUCUCGUGUUCCUUGGUCGCUGCGCAGGGGUCAACGAUUUGAAAUGGGGCACAUCGCAGGAUGCUGAAUCCGAUGAAGAUGACGAGGAGGAAGCUGAAAAGGAGGAGCGGACGGCUCUGCAGUAUUUAUUCGGACGACUGAGUUUCAUUUUGAGGAGAGAAACUUCACCACCUCGUGCACCGGCGUUGAUACCGAAGACCUCCGCACUGCAGUUACUGGAGCUUCUCACCUCAAAACUCACACCAGAAACUCUAAUCCUAAGUCUCCAAACACUUCUUCUCCCGCUCUCAAACCUCACAGACCCCUCAAUACCCAUCCCAUAUUCCACCGACGACUUGUUCAAGAGCGGGUACGAAGCACUGCGUUCAAGCAGCGAAGUGAUAAUAGAAAACUUGAAGCGCAAAGUUGGCACGAAGGAGUAUACGGAGGCAUUACUGAGGGUUAGAGAGGGGGUGAAGGAAAGAAGGGUGAAGCGGAGUGCGAAGCGGAAGGUGGAGGCUGUUAGCGCGCCGGAGCGCUUUGGCGAAGGGAAAAGGAAGAAGGUUGAGAGGAAGAAGGAAAGAAGGAAGGAGAGGGGAGCCGAGCAUGCGAAGAGGAGAAAUGAGUAUUGAGUUGAUUGGUUUGCAUUUGGUGGUGUUCCGUGGCAUUAUCAGCACGAGUGAUGAGGGUAGCGGAGUUGUAGAGAAUGAGAAAAGAUACCUUGAAACUUUAUAUAAUUUACAAGCC